UCACAGCUUGAAGCCAAUCCCUCCCUCCCUCCCUCCCUUCAUCAGAAAUGUCGCAAAAGAAAAUGUCUUUGAGUCGCAAACAUCACCUCAAGAGUGUGAUGCUGGCCAUCGCCAAGGAUCACCUCGAGCAGGAGGCCCGGGAGCGAGAGGAGCAGCGGGCACGCUACAUGGCUCAGUGCUGCCCCCAGCUGGUGAUUCCCAACACCGUGCAAGAGCUACAGGAGCUGUGCAGGGAGAUUCACCACAAGACGGACGUGACGGACGAGGAGCGCUACGACCUUGAGGUGAAGGUCAGAAAGGCUAACAAGGAGAUAGAUGACCUGAAGAUCAAAGUGCAGGAUGUGACGGGCAAGUUCAAGAAGCCCACGCUGAGGAAGGUGCGCAUGUCGGCCGACGCCAUGCUCAAAGCGCUGCUGGGCUCCAAGCACACCGUCAACAUGGAGCUCAGGGCCAGCCUCAAGCAGGUCAAGAAGGAGGUCAAAGACGAGGUCAAAGAGCUGCGCGAUGUUGUGGACUGGCGCAAGAACAUCGAGGACAAGUCGGGCAUGGACGGCAGGAAGAAAAUGUUUGAGGGCGACGCCUAGAACAUCGAGGACAAGUCGGGCAUGGACGGCAGUUUGAGGGCGACGCCUAGCGUCCAACUCGACGCCCUCUCAUGGACGGCUCGCCCCAACACUGGCCGUGGCUACGUGCAAAAAUCUUUGCUCGUUAACCACGGGAGCUUCGAUGCGAUUAAAAAAAUCAAAAAAAUCA
Molecule: messenger RNA, 753 nt
Organism: Syngnathus typhle (broad-nosed pipefish)
Lineage: Eukaryota; Metazoa; Chordata; Actinopteri; Syngnathiformes; Syngnathidae
Product: troponin I, fast skeletal muscle-like
Exons: 6
Coding region: 48-584 (178 amino acids)
Biological process (GO): muscle contraction
Cellular component (GO): troponin complex
Source: RefSeq, a predicted model, not a curated record